Bacidia gigantensis is the source of this 3036-nucleotide messenger RNA. RefSeq lists its product as uncharacterized. NCBI's taxonomy places the organism in Eukaryota, Fungi, Ascomycota, Lecanoromycetes, Lecanorales, Ramalinaceae. The transcript is spliced from 4 exons. The record is from RefSeq and is a predicted model, not a curated record. The coding region runs from base 1 to 3036 and encodes 1011 amino acids.
AUGAAGAGUAUAAUGUUUCCGACAGGAGUAAAGGAGCCUCAACGUGAGCCAUCGUCCUCUUCACCUAGCUAUCCUUUUGGGGCCUCCCCAAUCGCCGCUCGUCGAGCCACUUUGGAGCAACGACGGCGUCCUGCUGCCCGCUUCAUGGAAGGCUUUUCACCCGGCUCCACAAGACGAACAAAAGAGCCGAGCGAUGACGAAGAGGACGGCCAAGAUAGCGAUGAAAGUGACGAUGUGGAUAGCCCAGGAGAACAAUCACCUUUGCUCCCUAUCUUCUCUGCCGAACAUUUGGGUCUGCAAGCCAUGGUUGACGUCCGUUGCUUCGAGAGUUCACGGAUCGAGAGCUCAUUGGUAAGCAGGCUCAGAAAGCUUGACGGCCCCUUCUGCAAUGCUGAAGAUAUCUUGAUAGAUGCUCUAUCAUACGAUUUCUACCCUUUGCAAGGAAUGGCUUCAGAUGAUGGCCCCAUGACGCCCGGCCCAAACUGGGAUCAAUCGCAAAAGGCUAAGACUCAUCCGCGAGCUGCUCGAAUUUCUACGCUGGAAGUUGCUAUCCGUGCACAAGCUAAACGUUUCCUUGCCCAUCCACUCGUAGUCCAACAACUUGAGGCAAUCUGGGCAGGCAAUAUUGUCUUCCACCAUUCUGCGGACACUCUUCAUAGAGCACCAGUCAAGGUGACUCCUAAUCAGAACAGAGGCUAUGGAAAGUUCAGGUCAGGCGCCCCGACUCUUCAAGCAUCUGAGGAUCACUUGCAGCCCGCUAAGCAAAGAGAACACCGUCCACCCACAGCAUUUGCAGUGCGACGAUCCGUGACACUUUACGAUCCUCGGCAAGCGUCAUUAUUUAAACUGUCUCGCCUACGAGUCCCAAGGUACCGGCAAUUUUUGUCUACCUGCUCAUUCGCGAUUCUUUUAGGUCUUUACUUGGCUGUACUCAUCGAGCGCUCUCUUUCAAUAUCGGCUCUUGAGGUUCUAUUUUGGAUCUGGAGUGCGGGUUUCCUACUUGACGAGGUUGUCGGCUUCAAUGAGCAAGGCUUUAGCCUAUACAUCAUGAGCUUCUGGAACACCUUUGACUUAGGUAUCCUGUUCUUGUUAGUCUGCUAUUACUGCUUGCGACUGUACGGUAUUAUCAUGCCUGAUGGUCGAAAGAACGAGAUCGCCGAUCUAGGGUACGACUUUCUUGCUGCUAACGGGGUGCUGCUGUUCCCUCGACUUUUUUCUGUCCUCGAUCACUACCGUUAUUUCUCGCAGCUACUGAUCGCCUUUCGAAUGAUGGCUAUGAACCUAGUAGCAGUUUUCAUUUUGAUCAUUAUAAGCUGUAGCGGUUUCUUCGUUGCUUUUACACUAUCCUUUGGCACGGGAGACGGUUACGACGCACCGUCUGUUGCGUAUAUCUUGUUUCAGAUUUUGAUGGGGUUCACGCCAGGUGAGACUACGUUCGCAGCCUCGCAUCAAUUUCUACUAGCCGUCAACACCAUUUCAAUGGUCAAGUCUGACGCGUUAUUUUCAUACGUUGCGCCAACUAACGUGAUAGCGUGGUUACUCACCCCUUUGAGAUACCUACUUCCCUUUCGGCAAUAUGUUCGGAUCAAUCGGACAGUCAUAAAGGCUACACAUUUCCCCAUUCUGUUCGUCAUAUAUGCCUAUGAACGUACAAUAUUACGGGGAACGCUGUUUGAAGGCAUGGAUCUAGUCCAGGAUCGAGGUCGCUCAAAGCCGAGCAACAAGACUUUUGACAGCGCAACAGGAGGUUUGCAUAUUUUUAGUCCAAGACAAGGUCGAGUUCGUGAAGCAUCAGUGGCCACCUUUCACAAAGAUAAAGCUCUCGAGGAGGUCUUUCGGAGGCCAUUCAAAGAUGAAACAAUACGAGAGACCCAGAGGAGCCAAAAGCCGCGCAAUAACAGUAAUGUAGUAAGCCACUGGAUGUCGAGCAUGGAUCCUAACGGCACUGUCCAUCCUCCUAUGGAACAAGAUCAACGCAUUCUAGAUAGGCUAGAAGCACGUGAUGUCGUGCAUCGUCGCUCACAGUUGGCUAUGCGGAGAAGGCAGGGUGAGAGCACGAGAGAUCUCACAGAAGCAGCAACAAUAUCCGUUGUCUCGGAUCCUGAAGAAUUCCUAGCACGAGGCUCAAGUCGAUCAUUUCUCCUUCCUGGCAGGCAGACUUCUGGCGUUCCGAGAGCUCCCGUAGCUGACGUGAUGGAGACAGAAGCAGAUGGUGAUGACGAGUUGGUUACGAAUGAGGAAGAGGAUCUCAUCACGCUUGACCCCAGAAGCAGUAGCCGCCCUGGAAUAGAUAGGAGAGCCACUUUGCGACAAGAUGGCGGAAGCGAUUUACCGGAACGCCCAGCGACGCCCACUCGAGUCACUCGAUUCUUCUCACCCGUCACUCCAUCUAAUUAUGUACAAUCUUCAUCCCCUCAAACUUCAGCACUCAACAGUAAGAAAGGAACGCCACCAAGACAGAUCCGGCACCACAGUCGCAUGCCUUCCACAACCACUGUUGUGUAUGACCCUCCCGCGCAACGAACUUCUUCUAGUAGCUCUUCUACACGGCGGAAAAUGCCCUUCAAAUCUGGUAGAGCUACUGGUGUAGCAACCCCGAACAGGCUUUCCACCUCGAGCGGGCGACAUACCCCAAAGCAUAUCGGAAAGGCCAUACCGCGACCGAUCAUGCCUCCUCGUACCGCUUUUCAUUCUGUCCCUGACCUAGCGGGGAUGUUGUCAUUACCUAAGCACGGUCGAGGUCACCGUCGUUCAUCGCUUACAGCUUUCGAACUCGGUUCCGACAUUGGCGAUAACAAGGCUAUCGAGGGCGGCUUCAUGAAUACAGGGGUCGUUCCUGCUAGUUUCGCCACUCAAUUGGAAUAUGCGAAAGCAGGUAUGAAGGCGCGACGGGCCGCUCAAAAGCAAGAAGAACAGGAAGAUCAAGAUCGUAUCAGCAAACUUGUGCUAGCGCGGAUGAACUCACUUGAAGAAGGGUUCCGGGAGAUCAUCAAGGAAGUUCAAGGUCUUAGGAGCGGAGAACAAGGGAGGUUCUAA